This is a messenger RNA of Nicotiana tabacum (common tobacco), 743 nucleotides long. NCBI's taxonomy places the organism in Eukaryota, Viridiplantae, Streptophyta, Magnoliopsida, Solanales, Solanaceae. The record is from RefSeq and is a predicted model, not a curated record.
UCUUUCACAUUAAUUUGUUGUUCAUCUAAUUCUCUUUUGAUCAUGCACAAAGCUAGUAGGGACACCAAAUAUGCAAAUGUAAUUGUCAAAUUCAUCCUACCUGGAGUAGCCAUCGUCCGUGCAAUCCAGAAGAGACAAUAGCAGUGGUGCUGAAACUUCCUCCGCGAGUCACUGAAACUUCCCCACACUGCUCAUCAGACAGUAGACAGACAAAUAGACAUGGCUGAUUGGGGACCGGUGUUAAUAGCAGUGGUGUUGUUUGUGCUGUUGACUCCUGGACUUCUGUUCCAACUUCCAGGAAACAGCAGGUCAAUAGAGUUUGCCAAUUUUCAGACAAGUGUAAUCUCCAUCUUCAUCCAUACUGUUCUCUACUUUGCCUUAGUAUCUAUGUUCCUUAUCGCCGUUGGAGUCCACAUUUACUUCGCCUGACGCCUAAUAUACUCCAUCAACAGUUCCAUCUUCUCCUAAAGGCAAGCUUCAUCUCAUUUGUUAGUUCUAUCCUCCAACAACCACAAGGCUGUAGCCUGUAGGCUCUACAUAUAACCAGCUCUCUUAAGUAUUUUCAAGUUUUCUACCUUCUUUUUUCUCAUUCAUUUUGAGUAUCAAGCUUGGAUUCUGUGUUCAUUUCGUAGUAGGUUCCGAGUGAACUGAGAUACUCUUAAAUACUGUAACAUAUUCCUUUCAGUGCAUAUUACCACAUCCACAUCUAAUGCAAUUUGCUCAACUGGUUUGCGAAAACUUAA